GCCAUCUGCAAAUGAUUGCUAGCUUGCACGGGGAGGGGGUACAUAGUGUCCAAUGUUUCUCCACAGAGCUGACUUGAACCUUUCUCCUGGAACAAAACGAUUCCCACUGAGAUAGCUAAGAGUCGCUUGUCCUCUCUCGGAGAGGAGCUGGAGGUGGACUAGGGGAACACAAUAAUGAUCAACACCAUGGAAUGCGCAGUGGACGCGCAGAGCCUGAUCUCCAUUUCCUUAAUGAAGAUCCACAACUCCAGGACGCAGAGAGGGGGAAUCAAGCUGCACAAAAAUCUGCUGGUCUCCUAUGUGCUGAGGAACGCCAGGCAGGUCUACAUCAAGGAGAAAUACGCAGAGAUUUAUCGGAUGCAGCAGUACGAGGAGGUGAUGACGGUCUGCAACGAGAUCCAGGAGCUCAACCCGCUGGACCUGGAAGCAGAGGACGCCGACGACGAAGAGCAGGCGCGGGCUGUUUGCUGCGACGAAGAGGCGAGUCUGUGCGGCUCUGCGUGCCACCGAGAUGCGGCGCAGCCAGCGGCGCACGCCCGGACAGCGAGCGUUCUCUCCGGCUGCUCUCCCCUCGAGGACGUCAGAAAGGAACCGGAGCCUUCAUACUACCGAAGCUGCUGCAUGGAGGCUUCCCCCGUGUCACACUGUGACCAGUUUACUGCAAACAGCAGCGCGCACUGCAACAAAACCACAGUGCUGGACUUGGACACUCAUGUGGUGACAACGGUGGAGAACGGCUACCUCCACCAGGACUGCUGCUGCGACGCGCUCCAGUGCGGUCAGGGCGCGCAGUCUCCGGCGAAGAAACGAAAGGUUGAAUUCAGUUGUUGUAUAUCUGAUCCCGAAGAAGUAUCGGAUUUUACAGCGGCUCGCAAAAGGGCGAAACGCGAGGACUGUUCCUACUCCAGCCCGGACUACACGGACACUUCCAACAUCUCCAACCUGAUCUCCAUCUUCGGCUCGGGGUUUUCAGGGCUGUUGAGCAGACAGACGGACUUGGAACAGAUCUGUAGCAAACAGGUCCUGGCAAAUCUGGGGGCAUGGACCCGGGCGAUUGUGGCAUUUUGAAUCAAACACUUUAUUUUAAGGGAGACCGGGGUCAGUUGUUAGCAUGUUUUCCCAUAAAAAAAUAUUGGUAAACAAACCCAGUGCAAAACAAUUUUUCCACUGCCAGUUUGUUUGGGAACAUUUGAGCUCAGCAGAAUGUUCCUGUUAAGAAAGAAGCAUUCACUGUUGUCCGAGAAAGUUUACCUAUCUACAACAUUUGGUCCAAAAAAAGAAAAGGUAGAAUUUGGGGGGAACGUUUCGCCUCACACCUACAGGGAACAUUCAGCAAACGGUUUGCGGUCCAGUUUGUUUUAGGGAACAAGAUUUAGGGAACAAAUUUGUCACCACUGCUUUGGUAAAAUUAUACACCAAAUUCAUUAACUUAUCACGUAGUGUGGUACAAUGGAGACCCUCUUAACUUCUUUUUUUUUUUAACACUACAAAUGUUCUGUUUUUGGCAAAGAACUGUGAACAUUUCGUGAAAUCAGUUUCAGCAUGUGUUACAAAUGUGUCACAGUGAAAUACCAUGUGCUAAAAUCACAACUCUGACAUUAGCUAGCCUCGGUACAUACCUGUGGCAAAAAAAAUAAAAAACAAUGGCAAUUUCAAAAUGUACAGAAGAUAAAAGUACCAAGAAUUAUACCUCAGAUCAUGCAUUUGUCUUAACAAACCAUCAACAGCAUAUCUCAGCAUGCGCCCAUGGGGUGUGCACUGGGUGACAUCACUCAUACCCAUUUCUGAUUGGAGGGAAUAUAAAUGUUUAAACUAAACCCGGUCUCCCCUUCAAGGUCUAAAUCAACUUUAUUUUUGCAGGAAAAAGAGAAGCUAUUUAAAUGAACAUUUUAAUGACAAUAGUUUUGGCAGGGAGAUGAAAGAGUUUGUGCCAUAUAUAUCAUGUACAGGCUCUCCUGUUUUCAGAAUGGGAGAUGCACGUCUACAGAGUACACUUUUGUGACUGAUGAAAUGGAUUGACUUCUGUUGCCUUAUAUCCAAUGCACACUACUGCUAGCUAUUGUCAUAAAGUGAAAAUGACUGAAUGUCUCUUCUGUCCUGAGCUGAGGAGCAUUUUGGAAAAACACCAUCUCCGGUUUGAAAUGGACCUUGCACAUUCUGAGCAGUUUGUUGUCAUGUGAAACACCACAUUCAAGACUAGCUCCUAAACACUUCUGAGGUACAUGGACUGAACCAGCUCAUAUCACUUAAUGGAGUGCGAACACUUAAAUUCUGUAACACUUUUGGGCUAUUGUUGUGGUCAUAACUUCACCUCCAGUCCCAGUGUGUGAUAGUAAACAGUUUGGGUUAUUUUGGCAGUUUGACAUCCUCUCUUAAUCGUGGUUGUUGCUCAUAACUUUCACAGCAAUUCAUAAUUCCAACAUGGUCUUGGUUUUGUGAGUUUGACUUUGUUUUGUAAAAGAAUGAUCUUAGUCCUUUUGUUUUAAAAAGGCAAACUCAUGAUUUAGCCAUAACCUGAGAAUCCACGCAUUAGCUUUAUGAGCACUAUGUGUACCAAAAUAAAGAGAGUAUUCAGCCAUUCUCUACAUAUUUUGUUGUUAUUCUUGUAUUUUUGUGCUUACUAAAUUGUAUAUCACCGGGUAAAACUGUUCCAGAAAAUAUUUGUUAAAAAUUUAUAAUCUUAAUAAAAAAUGAAAACUUUAA
Messenger RNA from Scatophagus argus, 2703 nucleotides. RefSeq names its product immediate early response 5-like (gene ier5l). Bases 175 to 1068 code for a protein of 297 amino acids. The transcript has a single exon. Lineage: Eukaryota; Metazoa; Chordata; Actinopteri; Scatophagidae. The record is from RefSeq and is a predicted model, not a curated record.